Arabidopsis lyrata subsp. lyrata is the source of this 2729-nucleotide messenger RNA. RefSeq names its product B3 domain-containing protein REM22. NCBI's taxonomy places the organism in Eukaryota, Viridiplantae, Streptophyta, Magnoliopsida, Brassicales, Brassicaceae. Gene Ontology annotation, molecular function: DNA binding. The record is from RefSeq and is a predicted model, not a curated record. The transcript has 4 exons. Bases 1578 to 2405 code for a protein of 275 amino acids.
UGCGUGUAUGUGAGUCAAUUUGCUUAUUUUACAAGUGAAAAAUCCUAGUUUUUUAGGUUAAUUGUUAGUUUUGCUUUUGAAUAUAUUGUUUUUUCCUUGCAAAUUUAUUUUAAAAAAGAAAGCUGAUAAUGAUUCGUUAAUAGUUUUUGUAGUAUAUGAAAAAGGCAUACUUUUUGAAGUUUUGCGUAGGGCACUCGCAGAUGUCGGACCGGCACUGAAUCAACAACAACAAAAACAACAAAAUAUGUCAAGAAUCUCACAGCAGAUCUCUUAAUUAAUCUAGGGUUCUUCUGAAUUCAAUGUAUUUUUUUCAUAGGAAAAUUGUGUCAGAAAAUAAUUGAUUCGCGUUACAAAAUAAAAGAAAAAAUGACGAAAUUAUUCAGUACUGGAAAUGAUGCGAUGAUGAAACGUUAUUAUGACUUUUUUUAGGGAGACUUUACGCAGAGGUAAAAACAGAGCAAGUAAUUUGCGAAUCAGUAAAUGUCUUUUUUUUGUCUCAAACAAUAGAAAAAACACGUAACUAAUGGCCCUCAAUUUUCCAAUAAUAACGAAAAAACCAUGUUGAUUUUUUGAUAUGCGCGUGACAGACGCUUUGACUUUUGAGAGAGAAUAAAAACGAACUGACAGACAUUAAAUGCUCAACAUGUGAAGUGACUCUUACCAAACUAACAAUAAUUGUUUGUUUCUCGAUUUAGAGCAAUUUUAACACGCUACAAACAUAUAUUACACGAUUUUAAUACUUAUACACAUGUAAACACAUACAUAGAGCGUUAAAAGUUAUUAUAGUGUUAAGCUAUUAGAUCUAUGUAUACAUGUAAAUAUAUACAUAUAUACACAUAUAUAUAAUAGAUAGUUAUUAACAUUUAUAUACAAGUAAACACGUAUAUAGAACGUUGUUAACAUUAAUGUAAGCACGUAUAUAGAACGUUAUUAACAAGUAAAAUACAUUUAUAUACAAGUAAAUACGUACAUAGAGCGUUAUUAACAUUAAAAUACAUGUAAGCACGUAUAUAGAACGUUAUUAACAUUUGUAUACAUAUAAACACGUAGAUAGAACGUUGUUAACAUUUGUGUACAUGCAUGCACGCUACAAAGCCACCUAUAUUCGUCUAGGAAGAAACAAAAAAAAAACUUCGUCGGUUUACUGAGCGCGUGAGGCUAAAUAUGGAAAGAGGAUGGGCUAAUGUUAGAAUUGUUUUAGACCCCGACAAGAUUUUAUCAAAAACUAAUUUCAUCCCAGAUCUCUACUUCUAAGCUAAUUAUCUCUUUUUUUAAUUAGGCCAAAUAAUUAUGGGCCUAGUCUAUUUACUUUUUCUAUUAUUGUCAACACGUAACAUCGAUAAUUGAUGAGGGAUUACUAUUUACGUCCAACAUUGUUUCCCGUUUGAACCACCUGAAACGCUAAGUGACCAGAGCUCUGUUUUGUUUCUAUUUUCAUGACUUUGUGUGUUGUGUUGUAUUGAAUGUUUCUCUCUCCCUCUCUCAUCAUCUAAUCUUGAAUCUCCAUUUCUUCUUCUUCUUCUCUCUCUUUUUCUCAUCUGUUUUAUAUCUCUCUUACACUUAAUCUUCUCACGGCCAUGGAAGAGAACUCAAGUCAAAACGAGCUAUUGGAUACAGUUCAGAAGUUUUUCAGAGUUUACAUACCAAAUCAAACCGCAGAUGACAUGAAUCUACCUUUGGUUUUGGACAAGAUCUCAGGGAAGCCUCUUCCUCGGAAGGUGACUGUUAAAAGCGUGUCUUCCGGGAACAUUUGGAGGAUGGAAAUGAAAGCAAACGGUGACACCGUGUUUCUCCGAGACGGGUGGAAGAGAAUCGUCAAGGACGAGAAUGUGACAGAGACAAUUUUCUUGGAGCUUGAGUUCGAUGGUUCUGGUGUAUUCCACUUUUGUGUGUAUGAGUAUGGUUCAAUGUGUAAAAGGAUGAGAUCUCCAAUGGAAAAAGAAGUGAUAAAAGUGGACAGUACUGAAGAAGAAAUUGAAGAAGAUGUGCUUGUGGAUGAUGAAGAGAGCACAAAAGGGCUUGAGGAGUCGCCAAGAAGAGGUGGUACAAGUAGAAGACGUGAGAAUUUGAAGACUGACAGUCAUAAGUUUUACGAACAUCUAGGCAACAAACUAAAUCCGUCGUUUCCGGUUGAUAUGACUCAGAGUAGAACGCGCAUACCGUCUUUACUUAUAAAGGACUACAACUUGACAUUUCCAAACAUGGUUAUCGUGCGUGACAAGAUUGGCAUAUUGAAGAGGAGAAUCGCGGUUUGGAAGAACAAAUCCGUGUAUCUAAAUGGAAUCAGUAGUAUCAUCCGAAGGAAUCAUGUGAAGCCAGGUGAUGAAAUGGUAUUCGAACUAAAGAUGGUCAAUGGUUAUCACGGUUUGGUUCACGAAAUCAAGGUCCACAUUAUCAAAGCCUGAUCAUAGUUUUACAUGUUGUUCUACUUCUAUCUUAGAGAAUGUUGAUUGAAAGGUUAAGGUUGUUUAUGUUGUUGUGUUGAUCAUGUUAGUUUUGUAUCUGUUUUGUAUGCCUUCUCUUUUGUUGUAAAACCUCUGGCCACAUAAAUGCAUUUGGAAGAGAAGUCAUCAUUGGCUUCAUGGUCGGUAUAGCUUCAGGGAAUCUGCAGAUACAAACAAGAGAAUGUAACUACAAGAAUGAUGCAGAUACAACAAGACUUAAGUAAAGAUUCAAGUGUACGUAGAAGAUUUCUGAUUUCUGUAGUCUCUGUGGAAAGAUUUCAAGAA